Molecule: messenger RNA, 1590 nt
Organism: Colletotrichum phormii
Lineage: Eukaryota; Fungi; Ascomycota; Sordariomycetes; Glomerellales; Glomerellaceae
Product: amino acid/polyamine transporter I
Exons: 6
Coding region: 1-1590 (529 amino acids)
Biological process (GO): transmembrane transport
Cellular component (GO): membrane
Molecular function (GO): transmembrane transporter activity
Source: RefSeq, a predicted model, not a curated record
AUGGCUGUUCCUACAUCCUCGCCUAGACAUGCACUCACUAAAGGGGAUUUGAUGGAAAAGUCAGUUGAGCACGGCGUAUUGGAAGAAGCUGCCUCGACUCCUAUCACUUCUGACGAAGACGCCGAUCUAUCUCGCCUGGGGCUUCAGUCGCAAGCAAAACGAGACAUUGGCCUAUUGGCUAUUGUGGGGUUAGGAUGGAAUAUCUGCAACAGCUGGUCCGCAAUUGCAGCCACGCUGGUGAUCUCAAUCAGCUCCGGAGGGCCCGUCACUCUGCUUUACGGCAUCGUCCUCAUUUUCGUAUUGGGAGGCGCGUGUGCGUUGAGCAUGGCCGAGAUCGCAUCCGUCUAUCCCACUGCCGGAGGACAAUAUCACUGGACAAGCAUCUUAGCACCCAAACGGUACAGUCGUGGACUGAGCUAUUGUUGCGGUUGUAUCAACUUCCUAGGCUGGAUCGCAAAUGGAGCGGGUUUCAUCAUUCAGAUGCCGGUCAUUAUUCUUUCGCUCGUAUCGUACCUCGAUUCUUCGUACAUCCCAGAAACCUGGCAUAUCUUUCUCGUAUUCCAGGCAUUCAAUGGUGCGUUUACGGCAUACAACAUCUUCCUGAUGAAACGGACCGCUUGGAUCCACGACGUUGGCUUCUUCCUGUCUUUAGCUGGCUUCUUCGUAAUCGCAGUGACCUGCUUAGCGCGCUCAGGGCGGAAACAAGAAGACUCCUUCGUGUGGACCACGUUCAUCAAUGAGAGUGGUUGGUCCUCGACGGGCAUAGUCUUUCUGACUGGCCUGCUUAACCCUAAUUUCAUCUACUCCGGCCUUGAUGGCGCGAUACACUUGGCAGAAGAGUGCACGAAUGCUUCAUCAGCCAUACCGAAAGCGCUUCUUUCCACAAGAAUCAUUGGUUUUAUUUCGGCCUUCACGUUCAGUGUUGCUAUGCUGUACAGCUUCACUGAUUUUGAGCCUGUGCUCUCAUCUCCGUUGCCUAUUCUCGAGAUUUGGUCCCAGGCCACCGGAUCUAGCGCAGCAGCAACGACUUUCGUGCUCGUGCUAUCUUCGUGCGGAUGCUUCGCCUGCACGGGAGCCCUUCAAACCGCCAGUCGACUGACUUGGGCAUUUGCUCGCGACAAUGCAAUUGUUUUCUCCCCAUUCCUUCGCAAGAUUCAUCCUCAUCUCGGCGUACCCGUCAACGCACUUCUUGUCAACUGGGUCCUCAUAUUCGCUCUCGGCUGUAUCUUUCUAGCAUCUUCGACAGCUUUCAACGCUCUCGUCGCUACCGGCCUGAUUCUCCAGCAAGUCAGCUUCAGCUUUCCUGCUGCCUUGGCACUAUAUCAUCGAUUCAAAGGAGCGGCUGCCUUCCGUCGUGUACUUCCGCGGCGAAGUUUUAAAAUGCCCCUUGUCAUUGGUGCCGUUGCCAACAUCUUGACAAUUGUGUUGGGACUGCUGGCGUUAGUGUUUUACGACUUUCCUGUUGUAAUGCCUGUUUCGGCUUCGAACAUGAACUAUGCUUGCGUGGUACUCGGAGUAAUGGGGCUCUUUUCAGUCGCGAAUUGGUUCGGGUAUGCCAACAAGAGAUAUAGAGGGCCUAGACUUGAUUGA